GGCAAUAUGAACUCUCCUGAGGAGGCGUCUGUUCCAGAAGAAGGAUUUUACGUGGAGGGAGGAGACCAAACCAAGAGCUUGAGCCUUGUCCCAAGGCCUGCUGAGAGCAGCGAGAGCGAAGGCAGCCUCCUGGACCCCAAAGUGAGCGAGUUCCCUUCGGUGUCGCAGCUGGAAGUGUCAGAGCCCACAUCAGUGGUGCUCUGGGCUGGGGGAUGUUGGCCAGAUUCCUCGGUGCCCGAGAAAGAGAGCCUAGAUUCCCCAGUGGACGAGAAGGUGGUUGGUUUGGACUUCCUCUCCCCACCCAGUGUAGAGACAGUGGCCAUCGGGCAUCAGGAGACCAACCUAGAGUCACCAGGAGACGGAGAACACCCAUCCCCAGAGGGCAUUUGUGCAGAGACGGAGACAGAGACAGGAUCCAGCAGGAGAGAUCCGCAGGCCUCAGGCUCUGAGGAGGCAAAGCCAGCCUCUGUUGCCCCUCCCUUCCCCAAGGGACUGGAACAAAGCAGGGCUUGGGUGACCCCGAGGAAGAGUACCUCCAGCAGGAUGGUGAUCGGCGAGGAUACCCACCAUCCUAUUGCUGAACCUGAGUUUUUAGAUGAAUUAAAUGAGGUACAGAUGAUGAGGGUGACCAUUUGCCUCAAAGAUGGGAGCCAGGCUAAGAACAGCGGCCCAGCCGAGACCGGAGACCUAGCCAGACACUCAAAUGUCCAGGCCAGGGACAGUUUCAUCCGGAUGUCCUCCUCGCUACUGACCUCUACUACCCGACUCACCUCUGGCAUGGAAAGGCAGGCCUCGAAGGAACUGGAAGCCUUUUCCUCUAAGAAAAAGCCAGGAGCCUUAUGGGGUAAAGGAGGGGUCAAGCCCAGCUAUCCAGAAGCUCCUGGGACAGGUAGCCUGCCCAAGGCCAAUCCUAGAAAGAAGAUGGCACCGAAGAAAAAACCUCUGUGGGAUGCCUCAGCUGUCACCCUGGGGAGAGCCUUCCAUCAAUGGGGCCAGAGACUAAAGUCAGCUCCUGCAGAGCCAGCCACCUUCCCCCCAAUCUCUGGUGUCGGGCUGCCUGGGAGGUCCAAUAAAUGCUCCCUGCUGCCUUUGAGGCCCAAACAGUGCAAGAACUUCUACACUGGGAAGAGAUCUGGGGCAAAGAGGACAAGGGACUUACAGUUGGUAGCCAAAGAAGACACCGACUUAACCAGGGAUCCCUGCUGUCAGAUUCCAUUUCCAACACACAGGGCAGAGCCACCUGGCCAGAGUGUGCAUCAAGAAUUCAGCGGUGGGGAUAUAAACACCAGAAGCUUCCAGGACCCAGCAAACUCUCAGGCCUUAGCCCUGGGCCAGAAAGGCCCCGUGUCUAGAAGAUCUGCACCAUCUGGAGACCAGGAAACACUUGUGGACCCCUCACCCCCAGAUCCAGAGAUGCAGCUUGGAAUACAGGGUUGUCCCCGCUGCCCAGAGUUACAGAAAGAGAUAGAGGACCUCAAGAAACAGCUAUCGGCCCUGCAGGCUGUCAAUGAGAAGUUCCAGGCGCUUUCAAGUUAAACCCAACAUGUGUCCACAAGAUAUGCAGCUGGUGUCCUUGG
Phodopus roborovskii (desert hamster) is the source of this 1577-nucleotide messenger RNA. RefSeq lists its product as uncharacterized. The transcript has a single exon. The record is from RefSeq and is a predicted model, not a curated record. Lineage: Eukaryota; Metazoa; Chordata; Mammalia; Rodentia; Cricetidae. The coding region runs from base 7 to 1536 and encodes 509 amino acids.